Caenorhabditis remanei is the source of this 1395-nucleotide messenger RNA. RefSeq lists its product as uncharacterized. The transcript has 3 exons. NCBI's taxonomy places the organism in Eukaryota, Metazoa, Nematoda, Chromadorea, Rhabditida, Rhabditidae. The record is from RefSeq and is a predicted model, not a curated record. Gene Ontology annotation, molecular function: lipid carrier activity. Gene Ontology annotation, biological process: lipid transport. The coding region runs from base 1 to 1395 and encodes 464 amino acids.
AUGACCAUUUCUCAUUUGGACACGAAAUGGAAGUUCAAGAAGCUCUUUGAGCUCAUCAGAAAGCUCACGUUGCUCCAAAGACUCCAUUUUUGGCCAUUUCUCGGUUUGUGGAGUGUGGAAAGCAGAACGUACUCGCUCUUUGGAGAGAAAGUGCGGUCGGAAGCCGGGGAAGCGGCAAUUGCCAAGGCGACAAGUCAAGAACACGAGCAAAACACUCCAGAAACCGUUCACCUCAUAGCCCGUGCUGUAGGUUUUCUUCGUAUGUGCAACAUCAGUGAGCUCAAGAAGGUUCAUACCACUAUUUACACAAACUCAGAGAUUAAGGCUCAAUCAGUUAUGGAGACUUGUUUGGCUGUUGCCGGAACCAAGAACACCGUCCAACAUUUGAUCCACCACAUCCAGAAGAAGACCAUUUCCCCACUGAGAGCUGCUGAACUCCUCAAGUCAAUUCAAGAGACCCUCUUCUCAAGUGAGCACAUCGCCGAUCUUCUCAUCGAACUUGCCCAAUCCCCACUCGCUAAGGGAUACGAGCCACUCCGUCAAUCUGCUUGGCUUGCCGCCGGAUCCGUUGUCCGCGGAUUCGCCUCCAUGACUCAAGAUCUUCCAUUGGCCCGUCCAGCUACCCACCAAUUCAAGGAGAAGUACAUCCGCGUCUUCAUGCAACACUUUCGCAGUGCCGAAUCUACUUACGAGAAGGUUCUUGCGCUCAAGACUCUCGGAAACGCCGGAAUUGACAUGUCCGUUAACGAGCUCGUCCAACUCAUCCAAGACACACGUCAACCACUUGCUAUCCGCACUGAAGCGGUUGAUGCUCUCCGUCUUCUCAAGGAUGUUAUGCCACGCAAAAUCCAGAAAGUUCUCCUUCCAGUCUACAAGAACCUUCAAAACAAGCCAGAACUCCGUAUGGCUGCCCUCUGGAGAAUGAUGGAAACUCUCCCAGAAGAGCCAGUUCUUGCUCACAUCGUCUCUCAAAUGGAGAAGGAAUCCAAUCAACACGUUGCUGCUUUCACCUACAACGUCAUCCGUCAAUUCGCUAGCUCCACCAACCCAUGCACUCAAUCAUUGACUGUCCGUUGCUCCAACAUUCUUCUUUUCACCCGUUACCAGCCACAAGAACAAAAUCUUUCCACCUACGCUCAACUCCCAAUCUUCCAAUCUGACAUGCUUUCCGGAGUUCAAUUCGACUUCGCUACCAUUUUCGAGAAGAACUCUUUCUUGCCAAAGGAAAUUCAUGCUUUUUUCGAAUCUCUUUUCGGAGACAACUGGCUCAGAAACAAAACUUUGCACAAAUCAUCCUCAAGGCCCUCGAGAGACUUUCCCUUUACGGAAAACAGUCCGAUGAACUCCGUUCCCGUCGUGUUCAAUCCGGAAUUCAGAUGCUCCAAGAGAUCAUAA